CCGCCCCCGGAUCUGGUGUCCUGGUGCCAGGUGAUAGUGAGUCAAACUGGGAAGGGGCAAGCAGAGGCUGAUGGAGGGCCACAAUGUCAUCCUCAUGCUGCCCACCCGCUCUGUAUCCUGGGAAAGGCCCAGCUCUUUUCUUUCCAGAUGAGCCUGAAGAACACAGCAGUAGAGACUAUCUCUCCGCGGGUGCUUGGAGAGGCAUUGCCAUUAGCUGAAGUGUGUGUGGCGCUGCUGCCCCUCUGGGCCACUGGGCACAUUGCCUACAAGGUGACACUGUUGCUGGGCUCUGUCUUCCACCCUUCCCCAGUGCAGGCCCUGCCUAGCUCCUCCUCCUGCAACCCACUGCUCAUUUAUCACCUCACAGUCCUGCUGCUGCUCUCCCUCAGCACCACGGAGACUGUGCUGCUGGCUGAGCUGCUGGCCCAGGACAACUUUAGGAAUAAAAGCAGCUCCAGCCCAGUUGGAAGAGGUCUGCAAAAAGCUCCUUUCCCUGCUUCUUCUCCUACAGCACCCUCAAGAAAAGAAAAAGAAAAAGCCUCAAGGAACUGGGCUGAGGCUGCUGACUGCACCUUUUUCCUCAUAUGUGUGGCUGGUGUGGUAUGUGGCCAGUUUCUCUUUGUUGGAAUCUGGAUGUGGGCAACAUGUAACUCCGACCCUGCCCCUGCGGAGGCUGUUCGCCACAGCCUGGGAUGUCACGGGGCAGGGCCAGUGCCCAGACUGUAGGAUGCAGUGUAGCUCCCCAUAGCUGGGGAAAGGGCCAGGCCAGGGUCUUUGGAGAGGGUGGAGGGAGGGCUGGCUCUUCCCUACCCUGCAGGGCCCCAAGUACCACAAGUUCCUGGCUCUGUAUGAAUACAUGCAGAGCAGAGUGGAAAUAAACCCCUUACCCAAGGGCAAGAGCGUCUCCAGCAUCGGCCUUCACUAACUUAGCUGUUCACGCUUGUGCUAAGCAGGGGGCCGACUUCACAUACCUGCCGUCCUACUUUGCUCCUGGACCCCACAGCCCAUCCA
This is a messenger RNA of Cavia porcellus (domestic guinea pig), 1011 nucleotides long. RefSeq names its product zinc activated ion channel (gene Zacn). The record is from RefSeq and is a predicted model, not a curated record. Gene Ontology annotation, biological process: monoatomic ion transport. Gene Ontology annotation, cellular component: membrane. Lineage: Eukaryota; Metazoa; Chordata; Mammalia; Rodentia; Caviidae.